Messenger RNA from Ficedula albicollis (Collared flycatcher), 569 nucleotides. RefSeq names its product SH2 domain containing 1A (gene SH2D1A). The record is from RefSeq and is a predicted model, not a curated record. NCBI's taxonomy places the organism in Eukaryota, Metazoa, Chordata, Aves, Passeriformes, Muscicapidae. The coding region runs from base 142 to 519 and encodes 125 amino acids. The transcript is spliced from 4 exons.
CAGCCCGUGCAGAGGCCGCAGAGGUGCGAGCACAUCCUGUUUACCCUGCCGCCGAGGCGGGGAGGCCGAGGGAGCGCACGGCUGAGGCGCAGCGGGAGGCGCCGGGCUCCGGGAGAGGGCCGCAGCCGGAGACGGGCUGGCAUGGACACGGUGCCCGUCUACCACGGGGCCAUCAGCCGGGAGGCCGGGGAGAAGCUGCUGCUGGCGGCGGGCACGGACGGCAGCUACCUGCUGCGGGACAGCGAGAGCAUCCCGGGAGUCUACUGCCUCUGCGUGCUGCAUCAGGGUUAUGUUUAUACCUACAGAGUGUCCCAGACACAAACUGGUUCCUGGAGUGCUGAGACAGCACCUGGGGUUCACCGGCGGCUCUUUCGGAAAGUGCACAACCUCAUUUCGGCCUUCCAGAAACCCAACCAAGGCAUUGUAACACCCCUGCAGAACCCAGUUGUCAACCAUGUGAGAGCCAACUACUCCCCAGGGAGGAAUGAAGGCUAUGACUUCCACCUGCAGCCAUCCUGAGGAUGUUUCCCCAAGUGUGACAUAACCACAUCUUCCAGCAUCUCCUCUAA